GAUCGUAUAAGUAGAUAGUUUUGAUUAACCUAGAUAUCUCCAUUCUUGUAGAAACUUCACUGCUCAGUGAGGUUCUAAUUGUUUCUUCGAAUUGAGUUGAUUGCACUGCCGUAUAAACCCUAAUUUCGUGGUCCUUGGGGACUCUCACAGUUUCCGAACCCUUAUUCUUGAUUUUCUGAAUUGCCUGAGUUCUCUCUUGUUGCUGAUUUGUUUUGAAAGAUGGAUUUUGGAGGUCAUUCUUCUCAUCGAUGGAUCUGGGUUUUAAAAUUGAGCUCGUAGUUUCUAUGUUUUGGAGCAAAUAUCAUCUCCGUUAGUUACUUUUAUACGCUCGGUGGCAUUAGUGUGUUUAAGUUUUUCACAGCUAAUCUCUGUUAGUUACUUAUACGGUGAUGGAUCCUUUUUAGGUUUAUUCUCUGUAUCAAUGAAGAUUUUGUAUCAAACACAAACCUAAUACUGGUUCCUUGACUGGUAAUGUAAGUAUUUGGGUUGUUAAGUCCAUGGAAAAAUCAGGCCCUGUGCAGAAAGCCGUUGUGCUCCAGCCAUUUGUCAAGCUGGUGAGGCUUGUCGCGAGGGCUUUCUAUGAUGAUUAUACUACGAAAAGCGAUAAUCAGCAGAAAUCUGCAAGAAGUGACAACAGAGGGAUUGCCGCUGUGGUGCUAGACGCCCUGGCGAGGCGGCAAUGGGUUAGAGAAGAAGAUUUGGCAAAAGAUUUGCAAUUGCACGCCAAGCAACUUCGAAAAAUAAUAAGACUCUUUGAAGAAGAAAAGUUGAUUAUGCGUGACCACCGGAAAGAGACUGCAAAGGGGGCAAAGAUGUAUAGUGCUGCAGUGGCUGCUACAACUGAUGGCCGAGCAGAGGACAAAGUUAAGCUUCACACCCACUCGUAUUGUUGUCUCGAUUAUGCACAGAUAUGUGAUGUUGUUCGUUUUAGACUGCAUCGGAUGAAAAAAAGGCUCAAAGAUGAGCUAGAAGAUAAGAAUACUGUUCAGGAGUAUGGCUGUCCUAACUGCCAAAGAAAAUAUAAUGCGCUGGAUGCUCUGAGAUUAAUUUCUAUGGAAGACGAUUCUUUUCAUUGUGAAAAUUGCAAUGGUGAACUUGUUGUGGAAUGUAACAAGCUAACUUCCGAAGAAGUUGUUGAUGGAGAUGAUAAUGCUAGGAGACGGCGGCGGGAAAAACUAAAAAAUAUGCUUCAGAAGUUGGAGGUUCAAAUGAAACCUCUGAUGGAUCAGUUAAAUAGAGUAAAAGACCUACCAAUUCCUGAAUUUGGAUCUUUUCUGGCAUGGGAGGCUCGUGCAGCUAUGGCUGCUCGCGCGAAUGGUGAUCUUAACCCUAAUGAUCCUUUGAGGUCACAGAGUGGGUAUGGUUCAACACCAAUGCCAUUUCUCGGAGAGACAAAGGUUGAGGUUAACCUUGGCGAUGGAAACGAAGAUGUUAAAUCUAAAGGUGGAGAUUCCAGUCUGAAAGUCUUGCCUCCAUGGAUGAUCAAGGAAGGAAUGAAUCUGACCGAAGAACAAAGAGGAGAGAUGAGACAGGAAGCAAAGGUUGAUGGUGGCUCAAGAGGAGCAGCAAAACUUUCAGAAGACAAGAAAUCAGCCAGUGGAAAUGGAGAUGAGAAGGAUUUGAAGGAUGAGUAUCUCAAAGCUUACUACUUAGAACUUCUGAAGCAGCAAGAGCUUGCUGCAAGACGAAAUCAACAAGAAUCCGCUGGGGAAUCAGCUUCUGACAUCCAGUUGGGUACUACAUCCUCAGGUCGUCAGGUUAGUAUGAAGGCCAAACGUGAAGAAGAAGAUGAAGACGAAGAUGAAGAAGAUGUUGAAUGGGAAGAAAAGGCUCCUGUUGCAGCUAAUGGAAACUACAAGGUGGACUUGAAUGUGGAAGCAGAAGCUUCGGGUGGUGAAGAAGAAGAAGAGGAAGACGACAUCGAUUGGGAAGAAGGCUGAAAGCAAAUGGAUCAACCAUUGAUCAUAGAAUGAAGAAGUGGUCGAUUGUGAAUUCUCAUGUACACUAAUGACUUUUAGUAUCUCAUCAGCUACACCAAAUUUCUCAUAUUGUACUUGUCGAAGCAGACGAAAGGUUAAUAUAUCUGUUAAACAAAAUGGUUUUGGACCAAAGUCCAAUUUACAAGUGUUGUUGUUUUA
Molecule: messenger RNA, 2138 nt
Organism: Arabidopsis lyrata subsp. lyrata
Lineage: Eukaryota; Viridiplantae; Streptophyta; Magnoliopsida; Brassicales; Brassicaceae
Product: general transcription factor IIE subunit 1
Exons: 10
Coding region: 498-1940 (480 amino acids)
Biological process (GO): transcription initiation at RNA polymerase II promoter; transcription open complex formation at RNA polymerase II promoter
Cellular component (GO): transcription factor TFIIE complex
Source: RefSeq, a predicted model, not a curated record